Wyeomyia smithii (pitcher-plant mosquito) is the source of this 2254-nucleotide messenger RNA. RefSeq names its product minor histocompatibility antigen H13. The transcript is spliced from 3 exons. The record is from RefSeq and is a predicted model, not a curated record. Bases 238 to 1440 code for a protein of 400 amino acids. Gene Ontology annotation, cellular component: lumenal side of endoplasmic reticulum membrane; membrane; cytoplasmic side of endoplasmic reticulum membrane. Gene Ontology annotation, molecular function: aspartic endopeptidase activity, intramembrane cleaving. Gene Ontology annotation, biological process: membrane protein proteolysis. NCBI's taxonomy places the organism in Eukaryota, Metazoa, Arthropoda, Insecta, Diptera, Culicidae.
GUGUCAUGAUUUUUGUUAUCGCUGGCAAGUGCUACUGACACGCAAUCAGAAAACGACGAGUGCUUCAGAAGUUGGUGUAGAACAAGGAAGGUAGCUCGCGUUCUGUUAUUAGUUUUCUACCGUAGUUUUAAUUUCUGCCCCAAGAAUAGUGAGUGUAUGAGCAGUGUGUAGAUCGAGAUAGUUGGGGACAUUUUUUUUCGAUUAGGUCCUCUCGAACGGUAAGUGUGAGCCACCGCAAUGUCCGAAGUGGUGGAAGAAUUGGUCCAACAAGUGCAGGAGAAUCUCACUGAAAACGCCAACGCGGCAGCAACCAAUGGCACGGCGAAGAUCCCUUCCACGCCAGAAGGAAUGGCCCUGGCCUAUGCAACACUAGUUGCAAUGGCAAUGUUACCCAUUUUCUUCGGCUCGAUACGCUCCGUUAAGCACCAUAAGGAACAGACGAGCACCUUCCAAAAGACGGGCGAAAAACCGGACACAAUGACGUCAAAAGAUGCGAUGAUGUUUCCUAUUAUGGCUUCCUGUGCACUGUUUGGACUGUACAUAUUCUUCAAAAUAUUCUCUAAGGAUAACAUUAAUUUCCUGCUGACUGGUUACUUUUUCUUCCUUGGUGUGAUGGCAUUGUCGCACUUGUUAAGCCCGGUUAUAAGUUCUUUGAUACCAGCUGCGAUACCGAAAAUUCCGUAUCACCUGUCCUUCAUUCAAGGACCUACAGAAGGUGUCAAAGGGGAUAAGGAAACGUACUUAAUUGAUUACAAGUUUACUACACACGACAUUGUGUGCUUCAUUAUAUCGUUGGUAAUUGGAAUUUGGUAUCUGAUUAAGAAGCACUGGAUUGCCAACAACUUACUAGGACUGGCCUUUGCUGUUAAUGGAGUUGAACUUUUGCAUCUGAACAACAUCGCUACCGGUUGCAUUUUGCUAGGAGGUCUCUUCUUCUAUGACAUUUUUUGGGUGUUCGGCACAAACGUGAUGGUCACGGUGGCCAAAUCCUUCGAAGCUCCGAUAAAGCUGGUCUUUCCACAGGACUUGAUCACGAACGGACUGAGUGCUUCGAAUUUUGCUGUUCUAGGAUUAGGAGACAUCGUGAUUCCAGGAAUCUUUAUCGCCCUGCUUUUGCGUUUCGAUAACAGCCUCAAGAGAAAGAGUAAUUUUUACUUCUACGCUACGUUUAUUGCUUACUUCUUUGGCUUACUUGCGACAAUCUUUGUAAUGCACGUGUUCAAACACGCCCAGCCGGCAUUGCUGUAUUUGGUACCUGCUUGCUUGGGAACACCACUUUUACUUGCUCUGCUUAAAGGUGAUAUCAAGAAGCUUUUUGCUUAUGAAGAUCACCCUGAUGAGAAACCCAAAGAGAGUAAAAAAUCCGAUAAAAACUCAGGCGAAGAUUCUGCUAAAUCAAAAAAGGAAAACAAGAAAAAGGAUUCGAAAAAAGUUAAAUAAACAGUUUUAAUGUUUGCUAGCUAGAAAGAAUGAUCGUGUGUUGAGUGGUUGCGCGCGAACUAAUUGCUUCAUGAUAAAAUAUCAUCGCUUGAAAAUUGGAAACACAGGACGAUUAGUUUAAUGCUUUUUGGAGUUAAAAAUCAUCCGCUCUUCAUUGCUUUCAGUAUUCAUAAACAAUAGAGAAUAAUUAAAAACUUAUUCUUUGGCCAGAGCUCAAAAAACCAGUCAGUUUAAGGUAUAGCAUACAGAAAAAAAAUCAGUUUUCCUAUUCACUAGAGAGUGUAUUGUUGAGAAAUACAUUGCCAAAAAUUACAUUAGCUUUUGUGCAGCACUUAAAAUAAACAUUUCAAUCGUGACUAUCGUCGUAUGAUAAGGCAGAUACCGAUACAACACAAAAGAUCUUUUAAUGUGAUUCCAAAAUUAGAAGUAUCACUUAGCUGGAGAGAAACAUUCUGCGUAGGCUUUAUCUACACAACUUACUGCACAAUGACAUAGUAAGAAAUAAGAUGCAGUGAACGUGACGAUGCAGACAAACUUAGUUAAAUAGUUUUGCUUACGUUUAUGCUAACUUCGCGACUGAAAAAGCAUUUUAAGAUGCGCAAACAUAUUCUACUACCAACAAGGCUCAAAAUGAUCAUAAUUUUAUGAAAAAUGAAUAAAACAUCAAGGAGGUUUUUCAUACCCGGUGAGCUAAAUAUAAUGCAAUGAAACAGAAUUAGCCAGAUUCAUAGUUUUGAAAUACAUUUUAAAAGUGAAUAGUUUUAAAAUAAUAAGAAACAAUUUUGUUGGCUUAAAUAAAGGGAUAUAAACAAAA